Molecule: messenger RNA, 5182 nt
Organism: Catharus ustulatus (Swainson's thrush)
Lineage: Eukaryota; Metazoa; Chordata; Aves; Passeriformes; Turdidae
Gene: YPEL2
Product: yippee like 2
Exons: 5
Coding region: 261-620 (119 amino acids)
Source: RefSeq, a predicted model, not a curated record
GGUCUGUGCGCGUCGGCGGCCGCCGCGCUCGGUCCGCGCCGGGACGCGCUCGGUGCGGCCGCGGUUUCUGUGAAAUCCUCUUCUUGCUGUGCCCACAUCUCUUCCUCUGGAGCAUCACCAGCGUGUGGAGCCUGCCCCACACACCCCUCCCCUGCCAAACCACGGCCUUUACCUGCGUGUUCCGGUGUUUCCCGUGCGACCCGUCCUGCGGGAGCGCCUCCUGGGCCACCCCCGACUUCAGCCAGCGCUCAGUGGCUCCAAUGGUGAAGAUGACAAGGUCCAAGACUUUCCAGGCAUAUCUGCCUUCGUGCCACAGGACCUACAGCUGCAUUCACUGCAGGGCUCACCUGGCCAACCACGAUGAGCUCAUUUCCAAGUCCUUCCAGGGCAGCCAAGGACGAGCGUACCUCUUCAACUCCGUAGUUAACGUGGGCUGUGGCCCUGCAGAGGAGCGGGUGUUGUUAACAGGACUGCACGCCGUGGCAGAUAUUUACUGUGAAAACUGCAAAACCACGCUGGGCUGGAAAUAUGAACACGCUUUUGAAAGCAGCCAGAAGUAUAAAGAAGGCAAAUACAUCAUUGAACUAGCUCACAUGAUCAAGGAUAAUGGCUGGGAUUGAGUGCAGAGCCCAGCCCAGCAGCGUGUCCAGAUGCCAUCAACCGAACAUUUAUCCAAGAGUGAGAGAGUGACUGAACGCUUGGUUCCAUGCAUUUAGAGGCUCUGCAACCCGGGAGCAUCUUCACACCCUUCUCCAUCUUUAUUGGUGACUGGCCUCUAAAUUUCUGUCUCUCUGUCUCUUUGCUUUGUCUCUGUUUGUGAGUUGACCCUGGCUGCUUCUCUCUCUGUUCUGGCGUUGGCUCAGAGAACGCACCGAGCGCCCAACAGCCAUUCCAUGUGCCCAGUGCUCGAUCCAGCCUGACCUGGGCUCUGCUGGCACCUCCCAGGUGCUCCAGGCUUGGGCAGGAGAAGGUGGGAGAGGGGUGGGGGAGUGGGGGAACCACCACAAAGUGAUGCUGUGCUUCUCCUUUCAGUCCUGGUUAAGCGAGGCUUGAAACCAUCUCCUUGUCUGAGUGGACAGAGAAAUAACCUGCUUGUCUGAGAAGGACACAGAAAUCAUGUGCUUGGCUAAAUGGAUAGAGAAAUAUCUACUUGUUUGAAUGGAUAGAGAAAUAUCUACUUGUCUGAAAAGGCCAGGGAAAUAUCUCCUUGUGUAAAAGGACAGAAGUUACCUCACAGCUGUGUUUUCUCUCCAAAUCCCCGAUCCAGAACCUGUUCCCCCCACAAUCUGUGUUCUGUUUGCUAUUUUUGAGCUCCUUGUUUGAGGGGGCAGGACCUGGAGGCUGCAGAGAUUCCCUGCCUCUCCUUUUUCUUGCUGGUUCAGGGUGGGGAGGCUGAACAUCCCAACAGAGCACAGCCACGUGGAGCUGGAGAAACCAAAUCCUGACUCUUGAGCCCUUCAGAGAGGAGCAGAAAAUCACUUCAGGCACAAGGAGGCUGCAGCUGCAGCCCAGGAAAUGUGGAGGGGUGAGAAAAAGGCAAAAAGGCAAAAAGGCACGUGUGAGGCAGGGAGAGGAAAUUCCCUAGAGGAGGAGGAUGGGGACAAACAGUGCCAGAGGGCACCCCUGGAUUUCCUGGCCUCCCCUGAGCACCCUGGGCGGUGUUUUUACCAAUCUUUGACAAGUGCAAGCAGGAAAGUUCUGUUCCAGAAGCUUUUCCUUGAGUGCCAGGCUCCAGUGGGGGAGGCUGGCACAGAGCUGGGGUGAGGAGGGAGCUGAGAUCUGGUGGUUGUGUUGCACAGGUGAAUAUUUCAAGCCCUGAGGUUUCCCCCCCUUUUCCCACUCCCAGAAGCACAGGGAGAAUGAGAAAGAAAAAAAAAGAAAUUCAACAUCUUCCCACCACCCCUGGAAUGAUCCAUGCCUUGAGGGGUCGAUGUGGGUGUCAGAAGGGACAAGGAUCCUUCCCAUUUGAAUUGUUCCAUGGGAAUUCCUGAGCACCUUCCCGAGGUGGAUGUGGGGAGGGGAAUUGUGUUACUCCAAAAUCCCACUGAGGAGUUUGCUCUGCAGCACCCAGCCAGUGGCUGGUGCAGAACCCAGGACUGUUGAGCUGAGUUCGUUUUCUCUCUCCCCAAGUGAAUUUUUCUUUUUGUUGGCAGAAUUCUUUCAAGUAGGUUAAUCCAUGGGGGGAAAUCUUUCUUAAUCCAGAAGGAAAGAGUGUUGUGCAGGGGUGGUGGCUCCUUAUGAAACAGAAGCUCUGGAGCUGUCAGCUGUUGUCACUGAGAUUUUAGGGGGCUGUGGAGGAAUCAUUUGUUGUUAAAUUGGCAGGGAAUGUGAAUAGAGACUCUCCUUAAGGAUCAGGGUGAAUUCAGUGUUGGAUCCUUGUGCUGAAACCCAAACCUGAUGAAGCAAAGUUGGGUUUUUUAUUGUCUCUCAAAGCUCUGUUCUUGACAGCCUUGGAGAAAUGAGGUGGAGCUGGCCAGGUCCUGCAGGGGAUGGAGUUUGUGACCAGCCUGUCCAGAGGUGGCUCCUGCCCUCACCCUCCUGCUCUGGCUGUGUAACAAUUGCUUCAGCUUUUGUUUUGGAUUGUCUCUGCUUCCAUCAGCCACAUUCCCUCUGGUGACAAAUCCAGGAAAAAUCAAAAAUUCCACAGCACCUGCUGUCUUGUGGAUUCUGGCACUGACCUGUCCUUUAUUGAGGAUCCAUGGCAAUUUAUUGGGUUUUGACUAGUGGGAAGUAAUUCCUGUUCUUCAGAGAGCUCUUCAGUCUCCACAGAGCCUUUAAAGGAGCUGGGAGAGGUGAGGGCUGAUCCCAGAUCCUGUGAGGUUGAGAAGAGCACACAGGGCUCAGGGUUUGAUGUUGGGAUUUGCAGUGACUGCUGAUCUCAAAGUGAUACAAAAGGCAGGGCUGUGCAGAGAACUGCUCUGAGAAACACCAGAGACUGCUGCCAGGUGGAAAUGUUUUUAUCCAUUCAUUUGGGACAACAAAGGACAAUGCCCCAUCAGACCUGGCUGGUUUUUACUGGCCACAAGUGUUGGGCUUUUAAUGGCAACCAGUCCAAGCUUGAGUCUUAAUGUGCUUGUAACUGGUUUUGUCCCUUCAGCCUCUUGCUGAGAGCCUGGCCUUGAGCCCUGGUGGGAAUUCAAUGUGUGGCUGUGCCUGUCCCUGCACCCAGAACAUCCCUGUGAUGUCCUCAGAGCAUCCCUGGGCAGUGGCUGUGAUGUCCUGCACAGGAGGAUGAGGAGGGGUGGCCUUGUGCAGCUCCUGUGUGUGUCCACUGAACAGCAGGAAUUCAUUUCUUGGGCUGCUGGCUGGAAUUUGGGAUCUGUGCUGGUGGGGGAGCCACAGUGACACACUCAGAGAUAACCAAAGAACUUCCCUGCUGAGCUGAGCUGAGCCAGCUGGGGCCUCUUCCCAGGAGAGAUGGAGAUGUGCCCAUGGCAGCUGCUCCCUGAGCUGUGGUGCUGCUCUCCAGGGCAGCAUCCUCAGGAAAACACAGCAGUGAGUCUUCCUCCUUCUCUUGGUGUCUGGGCAGCUGUGAGCAGCCUUGAGUUUACAUCCCCCCUCCACCCCAAAGCUCAGACUUGAGUAAGUUUGAAAUUGUUGUUGCUUUGGUGGAUUGUCUUGGUGUGAAAUCCUGACCCCUGUAAGAAAUAUUCAGAUGAUAAUAUAUACAAAGCAGAAAAAAUAACCCCCCCAGACGUUAUCUUGUGAAAUAUUCUUUUGUAAAUAAUAUUUAAUUUUUUUAAAAGAAAUAAUAUAUUUGGUGCUGUUUUCUCAGAGCCCCUCCCUGAGAGCACUUUUUUUUCUUUUUUUUUUUUUUUUGUUGUUGUUGUUUAUGAUGAUCCUGUUUCCUUCUGUUAUUUGUUGGAAAAUAUGUUUAAAGGGAAACAAAAAUCCUAAUUGACAUUGUCCUGUGAGGUGGAUCCGUGCUUGCUGUGGGUGUGGCAGGAGAGGGCACUCCCAGCUGGGGAUGUUUGGGCUGCAGGCACUCCCAGGGCUCCAGGUCCAGGCUGGGAUUUCCUCUUGCACCAGAAUUGGCUGGAGUAGAUCUGGAGCUGCAGGAAUUGGGGUUGGGCAGCAGCUGCAGCCUCACAUUUAUUGUUGCAGCAGGGAUGGAGGAUGGAGCUUUUAACUCCAUGUUGAUUUUAACCUAAACCAUAAAUCUUUGGAUCCUGAUUUUAUUUCUGAGGGGAGGUUUUUUUUGUUGUUGUUUUAUUUUUUUCAACCAGGCUGCUACAUAACAAAUCAGAGUAAAAGUUUACCUCUCGUGGCAGUAAAGUUCAUUUCUUUUGUUCUCCUUUCUGUCUUUGAUCUCCCCCCUUCUCACUCUCCUUCGUUUUUAUUUCAUUUGGUCUCUUGUUUAUCCCAAAGUGGACCAACAGCACAAACCACUGGACUGUGUUUUGCUGAGCAAGGAGCUGUUCAAGAACUGUUUCAUUCUCUGGGUUUGGUGCACAACUUCAAACCACACAGGAAAAAAAAAACAAAAACCAAACCCUGUGAAACAAACCCUGUUGUUCUCGUGAUGAUCAAGUGAGAAUUUUCCCUGUGUGCAUUUUUCUGCCUGCUCUGUCAGAGGGUGUGAAUCAUGCAUUUCACUGCACCCCUGCUCUGGGGAUGAAGAGGGGACACCACACACCAAGCUCAGCUCAGUGCUCAGAAACAAUCAGGUUAGACAGAUUUUCUGCAGAAAUCCUGGUGAAAAAGAACGAGCAGAAGAGGGGAAACAAAAUCAUCUUGAAUUCAGAAAAAAAAAAUUAAAAAAUUAAAAAAUCAACAUAUUUAAAUGCAAGCAGAAUGGCAUUGUGUAAGGUACAACCACAAAUAAGCUGUUCUCAUUGUUCCAACUGUGUGUAUCCUUUGUUUUGUUCUUCCUAAGGAAAUGGGAAUGCUUUCCCCACUGACAAAACUAAGGACAAUAUUUCCAAUACCAGCCUGUCUAUGGAUGCUCUUGUGUUUACAAAUUGUGUACACUUUUAUUUCUUUGAUCUUAUUUUAAUUUUUUUUUUCAGGUCAUUUGCUUCAGUCAUAAAUGCAAUUGUUUGUUUUCAAAUAAUUGGUUUUCACCUUUUCAUGUAUUUGUACAUGUAAAUAGUUCUUCAGUAUUAGAGGGAGGCGUAUUGUUUGUCAUAUUUACAAUAUGUGUUGGUGCUCAUUUGAGAAAAUAAAAUUUUCAAGUACUAAA